AUGUCGGCAGCUGGCAGCAAAUACAGCCACACAGAGGUGGAAAAUGCCAUCAACGGGGUGAAGCAGAUGAAGACCCUCAUGGACAAGACCAGUAAGGACCACCAAGCCAUCCUGCACACGCUGGAGGAGACCAAGAGGAGGAAGGAGGAGGCGGUGCAGUUGGCCCGGGAGAAGGAGCAGCAGCUGGCGGCGAAGCAGGAGGCGGGCAACGAGACGAUGCUGGCGCUUUGGGAGGAGGGCAAGCCCUGCCUCAAGCACACCUGCAUGCGCUUCUACUCCCGCACGUGCCACAGCGGCUCCGGGCUGGUGGGGCGGCAGCUGGAAGAAUUCCUCAACCAUUCCUCGCCCUUCUCCAUCUGGGUGAAUGGGGAGCGCAUCGACUCGCUGCUGGAGCGGGACCAGCGGCAGGAGCGGCAGUUCGAGGACUUGGAAGAACGUUUCGGGUUGCUGGAGGAUGGGGUGGAUGACAUCUUCCAGGACAGCACCCAGGUCUACAGCCGCAUGUAUCCCUUCUUCCGAGCGCCCUUCGGCAGUUUCCGCGAGGCUUUCCGCCCCCCCAUCCAGCACGUCCGCUUGCUCCCGCGCAGCGAGAGGUUUUCCCGGGAGCUGCACCCCUUCUUCCAGCAUCCCCACCACGGCUUCCACCACAUAUUCCAGCCACGCUGGGCUGGGCUCUCCGCAGAGUCCCGUAACUUCAGCGACGAUCGCAUGGUGUGUCGGGAGAUCCGGCGUAACUCGGCUGGCUGCCUGCGGAUGCGGGAUGAGUGCGAGAAGUGCCGGGAGAUCCUCUCCGUGGGGGAGCCGGGGGGGGAUGGGGACCCUGGACAGGGACCGUGGGGACCACCCUAG
Egretta garzetta (little egret) is the source of this 849-nucleotide messenger RNA. It is a transcript of the gene CLU, whose product is annotated as clusterin. Bases 1 to 849 code for a protein of 282 amino acids. Lineage: Eukaryota; Metazoa; Chordata; Aves; Pelecaniformes; Ardeidae. The transcript is spliced from 5 exons. The record is from RefSeq and is a predicted model, not a curated record.